AUGGAUCGCACACAGGUACCAAAAAGCAAAACAAAAAAUCCCCCUCCACCGCCGGAUAACCCCUUCGUCGCCGAUGAUACCUCAGACGAACCCAACAAGCCAUCCCCCGCCCGUCCAGAGCCCACCUCUGCCGCCCAACUUCUCCUCUCCAAACCAUACCCGCCGCUUGAGCCGCCUAUCGCCUCCAUCUGCAGACACGACGAAGAAGACCAAACACAGUACUUUCAGAUCUCAUACAAUCACGGCCCUCGCCCGUUAAAGACAUACCAUUUCUCCUUCUCUUCUGCCUCCUCGUACUAUGCACUUUCGGAUUUGAGAUUUUCUCCUCUAGAAUUAGGGUUUUAA
This is a messenger RNA of Striga asiatica, 345 nucleotides long. The record is from the annotation of a GenBank genome assembly. NCBI's taxonomy places the organism in Eukaryota, Viridiplantae, Streptophyta, Magnoliopsida, Lamiales, Orobanchaceae.